AUGGCCAGCGCUCGACGGGUCGAAGGGAAAGGAGUGGGUGCCAUCAAGCCAGCAUCGCUGUUCAACACAAGUGAAGAAUACGUGUACACGCAGGCUGCCGUCGCGGCACUGCGAUCGUUGGCAAUCGAACCAGACCACGCCCCGUUUGCCUUGACGCUGUCACUUCACAGUCCACAUGGACCGCCGGAGACGUUCGAACAGUUCAUUUCGGCCUACCCCGUCUUGCUCGAUUGGAUGUCGGGAUCCGAAAAAGUGGCUGGAGUCACCAUGGAAGAGAUUGGCACCGCAUUAUACCACGCCCAAGUUUCGCAAUCGGAUUUUCUGUUCGGCCUCCUCCUGGAGGCCCUGGGAGAGCUGAAAUUACGGCAGAGUACACUGGUCCUAUUCUUCAGCGACCAUGGCGCUACGUGGACUCCUGAGCAGGUGACUGGAAACCACUACAAAGGGGGUGUGAUGGACAAGACGGACUUCCACAAUCACUUCGCAGAGAGAGUGCGCAAGGUUCCCCUCAUCUUGAGUUGGCCGGGAGUGAUUCGAAGUGAGCAGGUCGUCAGCGCGCCCGUCUCCUUGAUGGACGUCCACUCAACCAUUCUUGCCGGCGUGAGGUUGGCGCUCGACGGAACAACAACUCGUUCAACACCAGAAGUGCAUAGCCACGGGACGUCUUUGUGGCCCUUGAUAGCAUUGGUCAAUGACCAACGCACCGCAAAGGACAAGCUACACAACCAAACCAGCUUGUUCGUCUAUGGCAGGCACUCACUUAGCCCAUUCAAGCCGAUUUGGCCGGCGAUCAUCAACCCAAUGUUUAUGGCGCGCCGGGCGCAACACAAGCUAGUUUGCGACUACCCACACGUUCCCGGUGCAAAUGAAGUGAUCGUCGAUGGCCAGCACAUCCCAGUGCAGCAAAAGUGGUUCUGCACGGGGUGGGGAGACCGACAGCACCGACCGUUGCACGCUACCCCCAAUGGCCACUGCAUUGAUGCAAGGGGCUUCAGAGGCACCCCGUGCUUUCUCUUCCUCUGCAAGACAUCCGACGAACCAUGUGUGCUGGUUGACAAUCGGGUCAAUGAUAAACGGCACAUGCACGAUCGUGUUGCAACGCGUCUUGACCGAGACGCUCAGAUGGCUUGGGAGCAUUACACUGCGUGCAAUCAAUCGCCAUUCCCCGAUGAGGGCUUCCGAUGA
Emiliania huxleyi CCMP1516 is the source of this 1185-nucleotide messenger RNA. RefSeq lists its product as hypothetical. NCBI's taxonomy places the organism in Eukaryota, Haptophyta, Isochrysidales, Noelaerhabdaceae. The coding region runs from base 1 to 1185 and encodes 394 amino acids. The record is from RefSeq and is a predicted model, not a curated record. Gene Ontology annotation, molecular function: arylsulfatase activity. The transcript has a single exon.